Molecule: messenger RNA, 1542 nt
Organism: Momordica charantia (bitter melon)
Lineage: Eukaryota; Viridiplantae; Streptophyta; Magnoliopsida; Cucurbitales; Cucurbitaceae
Gene: SR
Product: serine racemase
Biological process (GO): D-serine biosynthetic process
Molecular function (GO): L-serine ammonia-lyase activity; D-serine ammonia-lyase activity; ATP binding
Source: RefSeq, a predicted model, not a curated record
CUCACUCCCGAAACGGCAUCGUUCAGCCGGCUCCGAGGGAGGGGGAAGGAAGCCGGACGGGAGAAGAGAACCGCAUUUUCAACUCUGCAAGAGAGAUUGACUGCCUUCUCUAUCGGAAGAAACGCGCAAUCUUUUGAGGUUGCAGCUUGCUGCUGAAUUUCUUUCAUUUGUUCUUCUUGGUGGUGGUAAAAUGAAUGUGGAGAGUCACGACAAGAAGAAAGAGUAUGCUGCUGAUAUUUCAUCCAUCAAGGAAGCACGGCUACGAAUCGAGCCUUUCAUCCAUCAAACCCCAGUUUUGACUUCUGAGUCUAUUAAUGCUGCUUCAGGAAAACAACUUUUCUUCAAAUGUGAAUGUUUCCAGAAGGGUGGAGCUUUCAAAUUCAGAGGUGCCUGCAAUGCUAUAUAUUCACUUGAUGAUGAUGAGGCUGCUAAAGGGGUUGUGACUCACAGCAGUGGCAACCAUGCCGCAGCUUUGUCUUUGGCUGCAAAACUUCGAGGGGUCCCUGCAUAUAUAGUUGUACCAGAAAAUGCUCCCAAAUGUAAAGUUGAAAAUGUGGUACGUUAUGGUGGUCAGGUUAUUAGGAGCGGAGAUGCGAUAUGGUCAAGGGAGACGACUGCCACGAAGGUUAUGCAAGAAACUGGUGCGGUUCUCAUACACCCAUAUAACGACGGGCGCAUAAUGAGCGGGCAAGGUACGAUCUCUUUGGAGCUUCUGGAACAAGUCCCUCAACUAGACACUUUAAUCGUUCCCAUAAGCGGUGGCGGUUUGAUAUCAGGAAUUUCAGUGGCUGCAAAAGCCAUCAAUCCUGCCAUCCGGAUUUUUGGUGCAGAACCUAAGGGAGCUAACGAUGCAGCCAUGUCAAAAGCGGCUGGUAAGAUAGUAACACUGGCAGAGACCAACACCAUAGCCGAUGGUCUUCGAGCUUUUCUUGGUGACCUUACUUGGCCCGUAGUUCGAGAUUUGGUCGAGGAUAUAAUAACCGUGGAGGAUGGGGAGAUAGUUGAAGCCAUGAGAGUUUGUUAUGAAGUGCUGAAAGUUGUUGUGGAACCAAGUGGGGCAAUAGGCCUCGCUGCUGUUCUCUCUGAUGGUUUCAAGCAAAACCCUUCAUGGAAGGACUGCAACCAUAUAGGGAUUAUACUUUCAGGAGGUAAUCUUGACCUUGGUAUGCUAUGGAAUUCAUACGAAAAAUGAUGCUCGAUUCUAGAUUGUCUCUGCUUUUCGUGUGAGCCAUCUAUUUGAUGAUUCAAUUCCCUGCUUUAUGAUGUGAAGUAAUAUUAUGGUCGCUCGCCUUGGUGAACAUUGAACAGGAAGUGCUGCAAUUUUUUUCUUUUUAACUUUCAAGAUGGAAAAAGCUUAUUUUUUCACUUUCUCAAACUUGGGAAUGCCUGGAGUGACUUUUGAUGCCUUAAUCAAUUAACUAUGUUUAGAUUGAUGCAAUUGUAAAUCUUUAUAUAGUUAUAAGUUGCUUUUGAAAGAUUGUUUAUAUGUUUGAACUUGAAUUUUAACACGCCAACAAUAAUAUGGACUUGAAAGUACCUUAA